AUGACGUCUCGCAGUACAAAAAAGAGCGUACUUUUUGUAUGUUUAGGUUCUUAUUAUCCUGUGAGUAAUUCAUUGAAACACCUUUUAGGUAAUAUUUGUCGAUCGCCGAUUGCGGAAGCUAUUUUUCUCUAUGCCAUUGAAAAACGUGGAGUUAGAGAAGAGUUAGUUUUCCUUUUUCUAUUUGCCUAUUUUUUAAUAACAUUUCUUCUUAAUUUAGGAAAUUAGAAUGAGAAAACAACUUUUUAACAAUUUGUAUUGACUGGGUUAAGAUGGGACGUCGACAGCAGCGCCAUAAUCGGCUAUCAUACGGGAAAGUCUCCAGAAACGCGUACGAUGCAGACGCUGAGAAAGUUUGGAAUAAAGAACUACGAACAUCGAGCUCGUGUUGUAAGUUUCGUGCAAUUUCUCAUCCCAGUUUGAAUCUUUUUGCAGACGAGCACUGCUGAUUUCAAAAAGUUUGACUACAUUUUUGGUAUGGAUGACGAAAAUUUAAGGUUUUUCUCGAUUUCUAUUGAAACUUUAUCAGUUUUAGUGAUUUGAAAGACUUGGAGCGGAUGGCGGCUGCUGAAUCCAAGGCGAAGUUGGAUCUCCUCGGAAAUUUUGAUCCUGAAGGACACCGAGAAGUUCCAGAUCCUUACUAUCACAAUGGCACGGCCGUUUUCGACCAAGUUUUUUAA
Molecule: messenger RNA, 677 nt
Organism: Caenorhabditis auriculariae
Lineage: Eukaryota; Metazoa; Nematoda; Chromadorea; Rhabditida; Rhabditidae
Source: the annotation of a GenBank genome assembly